Sinocyclocheilus anshuiensis is the source of this 5338-nucleotide messenger RNA. RefSeq names its product anoctamin-3-like. Gene Ontology annotation, biological process: chloride transmembrane transport. Bases 174 to 3158 code for a protein of 994 amino acids. Gene Ontology annotation, cellular component: plasma membrane. The record is from RefSeq and is a predicted model, not a curated record. Lineage: Eukaryota; Metazoa; Chordata; Actinopteri; Cypriniformes; Cyprinidae. The transcript has 27 exons. Gene Ontology annotation, molecular function: protein dimerization activity; chloride channel activity.
CUGUGUGAACGCCCCCCAGAACGCGGGUCAUUCAUUGAGCCACUGAAGGGUGUCCAUCCGUCCUCUUACAGUACGUAACCAUGACAACAGCCCCGGAUGGUGGAGCGCGAGGGUAGCCAGGUGUUGGGUUGCGCAGAGGAAGAGACACCUACGCGAUCGCUCCGUACUUUCCCAUGUAUCCUGCCUUCAUCUUCUGCACGCGAGGAUCUCUGUCGGGAACCACCAUGGUGCAUCACUCUGGAUCCAUACAGUCCUUCAAGCAGCAGAAGGGUAUGCACACCAGUAUCAGUGAGAUUUUGAAGGCGAAAACGCUAAAAUCGUCUCGCCGCAGUUUGCCGUGUCUGGCUCAGAGUCAGACACAUCCUCAGAACCUCAAUCACUUCCUCUCUGUGCCUCUGAGUCCUGAACCCAAAACAUACAGUCACAGCGUCAGUGCCUCCUGCACACAUAUCACACCUCCUCCCACAGACACUAGUCAGGAUGUCUACAUGGAAGAGAGGGAGGUGGCGGAGGUUGAGCCUAAAACGGAUGAAACGUUCCUCGUCCAGCAAAAGCCUGUGUCCAGAGCAAAGCUAGAGGCCCGCACAGACUCCAUACAGGGGAACAAUCUAGAAAACCCCUCAGGAUUGAUGUUUAGAGAUGGGAAGAAGCGCAUUGACUAUAUAUUAGUCUAUAAGAAAUCCAGCCCUCAGGUGGAGAAGAGGUGCACGUUUGAGAGGAACCUGCGGGCGGAAGGGCUAAUGCUGGAGAAGGAGCCCUCAUUAACAAACAGUGAUAUCCUGUUUGUGAAGAUUCAUGCGCCGUGGGACACGCUGUGUAAAUAUGCUGAGCAGAUGAACAUUAGAAUGCCCUUCAGGAAAAAGUGUUACUUCACAGAUUGGAAGAAAAAAACUAUGGGCGGUCGAUUUCAGUUGAGAUUUCGUCAGCUGAAGAGCUGGCUGCCCAGAAACCCCAUGAAACUGGAUAAAGAGGCAUUACCAGACCUGGAGGAAACCGACUGCUACACCGCCCCCUUCAGCAGGGCCAGAAUGCACCAUUUUACCAUCAACAACAGAGAGACGUUUUUCUCAAACUCAACCAGAAGCAGGAUAGUACAUCAUGUACUGCAGCGCACAAAGUACGAGGACGGGAAGUCUAAGAUGGGUAUUAAUCGGUUACUUGGCAACAGCACAUAUGAAGCAGCGUUUCCUCCACAUGAGGGAAGUUAUAAAAGCAGACAUCCGAUUAAAACCCAUGGGGCUCAAAACCACAGACACCUUCUGUACGAGAGAUGGGCGCGCUGGGGGAUCUGGUACAAAUACCAACCUCUAGACCUCAUACGGCGGUACUUUGGGGAGAAGAUUGGGCUGUAUUUCGCCUGGUUGGGCUGGUAUACAGGUAUGCUGAUCCCUGCUGCUUUAGUCGGCCUCUUCGUCUUCCUCUAUGGGCUUUUCACCAUGGACUCCAGCCAAGUAAGUAAAGAGAUAUGUGAGGCCAACACCACCAUCAUGUGCCCGAUGUGUGAAGGCAACUGCAGCUCUUGGACGCUGAGUGACAGCUGUGUCUAUGCAAAGGUGACCUAUCUUUUUGAUAAUGGAGGCACAGUCUUCUUUGCUAUCUUCAUGGCUAUAUGGGCCACAGUAUUCCUUGAGUUCUGGAAGAGGAGAAGGGCGGAGCUAACAUACGACUGGGAUUUGAUUGACUGGGAGGAAGAAGAGUAUAAAUCCUGUGUCAUGGUGUGUUCUGAGGAACUACGGCCCCAGUUUGAAGCCAAAUACUCCCGGAAGGAGAGAGUAAACCCCAUCUCAGGGAAACCAGAGCCCUUCCAGCCCUUCACAGACAAACUCAGCCGACUCAUGGUGUCUGUUUCGGGAAUCUUCUUCAUGAUCUCUCUGGUCCUGACAGCCGUGUUCGCCGUGGUGGUGUUCCGGCUCAUUGCCAUGGAGAAGUUUGCUUCCUUCCAGUGGGAGUUUGUGAAGAAGAACUGGCAAUUCGCCACAUCAGGCACUGGAGUCUGCAUCAACUUCAUGAUCAUCAUGUCUCUGAAUGUGGUCUAUGAGAAAGUGGCCUACCUACUUACAAACCUGGAGCAUCCACGGACAGAGUCAGAAUGGGAAAACAGCUUUGCCCUCAAAAUGUUCCUCUUCCAGUUUGUCAAUCUCAACAGCUCGACCUUCUACAUCGCUUUCUUUUUAGGAAGGUUUGCUGGCAGGCCGGGUGACUAUAAUAAGCUGUUUCACCGGUGGAGGAUGGAGGAGUGUCAUCCCAGUGGUUGUCUGAUUGACUUGUGCCUACAGAUGGGAGUGAUUAUGGUGUUGAAACAGAUCUGGAAUAACUUCAUGGAGCUGGGCUACCCGCUGCUGCAGAACUGGUGGUCCCGGCGUAAGAUGAAACGAGCAGGAGAGCAGAAUAAGAGUAAAGAAGAGCUGCCGCAGUGGGAUAGAGACUGGAACCUGCAGCCCAUGAACGCACACGGCCUGGUGGACGAGUAUCUGGAGAUGGUUCUACAGUUUGGUUUCACUACAAUCUUUGUGGCGGCAUUUCCUCUGGCUCCUCUGCUUGCUCUGCUCAACAACAUCAUCGAGAUCCGAUUAGACGCCUACAAGUUUGUCACGCAGUGGAGGAGACCGAUGCCUGCUCGCGCUACUGACAUCGGUAUCUGGCAUGGUAUCCUGGAGGGAAUUGGAGUCGUGGCUGUCAUAACAAAUGCCUUCGUCAUUGCCAUCACUUCGGAUUACAUCCCUCGCUUUGUCUAUGCUUUCAAAUAUGGGCCCUGUGUGGACAAGGGUUACCGACAUGAGAAAUGUCUAAGAGGAUACUUGAACAACAGCCUGUCUGUUUUUGAUAUGGGUGAAUUGAAAAAUGGGAGUUAUCAUCCUCGGUACUGCAGGUAUCGGGAUUACAGAGCGCCUCCAUGGAGUCCUGAACCCUAUGAUUUCACCCUGCAGUUCUGGCAUGUUUUGGCUGCCAGAUUAGCCUUCAUCAUAGUAUUUGAGCACCUGGUGUUUGGCAUUAAGACCUUCAUAGCCCAUAUGAUUCCAGACAUGCCCAAAGACCUGUGUGAUCGCAUGCGCAGGGAGAAAUACCUGAUGCAGGAGAUGAUGUAUGAGACGGAACUGGAGCACCUGCAGAAAGAGCGGAAAAAGAAUGGCAAACGUUAUCACCAUGAGUGGCCUUAGCCAUGCCUGUCCAUAAAUACACAAAAAAUGCCCACUGGAGAACCUCAUACACUACCCACAAAAGCACAUAAAGACUUGAGAGCGGCGAACAAGCGUCCUUGCAACAUGCAAACCCGCAGCACAUAUGUGAAUAUGGACAUUCAUGUACAACCGUUCUGCUACCUUGGAUAGCUAGCUUUAUUGACUCCAUGCAUGGGCUGCCCACUUUUCAUUGCUGUGACAAACCAGGGAGCGGUUUCAGCGUUUGGGGUCAAAACCUGAUCUCCGGGUGGCCCUUUAGAGCCAGGAGUUGGCAGUUGUACUCUGCACCAAAGAGGUUCUUCUCAAUCACAUGAUCCCUACCUGAGACCUCCGAUUAUCCUAUAUUUUCAUACUGCUGAGUAGUUCUAAAUCUUUAGUGAUUGGCUACUUAAAGUUUUGGCUCAUUAGCUAAAAGUAGCUAUGAAAGCAGUCUGGCAAAAUUAUGGAUUGGGAUAAGGAAGUUUGAGAACCACUAUACUAAAGAAAGUCAUGACUGGGCGUUUUGUCGAUAGAAAUGUGUCUUGAGGGUAUGGAAUGAAUGAGAUUAGUUUGAAAUCAAGCGGAAAUUAAAUAAAUUGGAUUUCCGAAAGCACAACUGCCUUCUUAAUAGUCAACAAAUGUGUGUGCCAGAGUACGCUGCAGAGCAUGAAGGAGUUUCACUUCCGCAAACCACCGCUUUGUCCAUGUGAAGCAUCAUCAACACUGAGAUCAAUGGAUUACAGUGUUUUCUGACACACUGUAAACUCCAGUAUGUAGGUGGGAAAUAUCAUUCAUUGAACACGCAUCCUUCCCAGCAUGGCCUGCAGUGGCGCUGCUCUUUCAUCUGUGUUCUGUAGUAGUUCUGAAUGGAGCACUUGUGCGGUUGGACUGUUUACUAUGCAGAUGAAGGGCUUUUGGAGUUCCUGUUUUCUGCUUGCCUACUUGUCUGCGUCUCUGUGCGUGGCAGCUAUCAUCCCGCUGUGAAGCAGUUCUCUACCUGGUGACCAGGCAACGUGAAGACGUUUACUUACGAACAUAUUUACCGAUACGCCCUCUCUCUUCGCUUGCCAGCAUCUCACAUUGUGAUUCUUGUUACAAAAGUGGUUUCUGGUAAAGGUUACCAAAUAAAAAUCAGUUUGUUUAUGCAAAUGAACAGUUUUUAUGUACUGCAUCGCCUUGAAAAGAUAUGCAGAUCUGUCUUUCAGUACAAUAAGUCAUUUUGUGUAGGCAAAAUAAAUAAAACAAAUAGCCAAUAUUGGCAAAAUGGUGAUAUACUGUAAGUAACAUGCAUGAUUUUUUUUAAUUGCAUGUUGUUUCUUUGUUUUUCAUUAUUUUAUAAGACUAUGUCCUUUGUUCAUAUGCCUGGUUUUGUAGCGUGUGUGAGCUGAAUUGAUGUGUGAGUGUGGCUGCGUUUGUUGCUCAGCUGUCAUGAGUUUUGUGUUGCCAUCGGCCUAUGCGCAAGACAGUGGCUAUCUUUCGAACAACAUACUAGCAUCUCUGCAAUAUAUAGUAUGUAUGCUGUGAAUUUUCUGUAUGUGUAAAACACCCGAAUGAAUUACUACGUUUGCAAAAGUAUUAAGCAUACAACCCGAGUGAGCUGUGUGGAAUGCAGUAUCCCACAUUGCAAUGCUUUUGACUUAACCUACAGUACAAUAGAUUGAUGCAGUGAUGAAAUACUUUUGUUCAGAAUAAUAGAACUGGAAGUGCUAAAAUACUCCUUUCCAGGCUUUGGCCUACAGAAAUACGCCAUCCCCGUAGCACUCUAUUUCCAGUGUGAUUAAUGUACUAGAAAAAUGAAAAACCCUUCUUGAUUCAUUAUUUGAUUGGAACACCAAAAAUUGAUUAUGAAAAUGCGUAUUUACUGUUUUUAUUUUCAUUCACUCCCGAAUCAAUAAGGUAUGUAGCAACAAUGUAGCAUACUACUGUUUGAAGCAUUUAUUGUUGCAUAAUGGAUGCUGUUUGACAUACUAAAAUAGUAUGCAGUAUACAUAAACUGUGCAGUAUGAAGUAAGCAGUAAGCUAGUGUUCCACUCCAAACAUAGUCAACUACUGUAAAAUAUAAACAUCACAGCAUAUGAAUCUAUCCACCAUUAUCCAUACAGUUCAAGCUUAAACAGAUGUGAUGAUAGAAUUACCAUUGGGACAGUGGACAUGGAAGACAAAUUCUGUUAUUUUACAUU